This is a messenger RNA of Saccostrea cuccullata (small rock oyster), 473 nucleotides long. RefSeq names its product angiopoietin-related protein 7-like. NCBI's taxonomy places the organism in Eukaryota, Metazoa, Mollusca, Bivalvia, Ostreida, Ostreidae. The record is from RefSeq and is a predicted model, not a curated record. The annotation marks the transcript as partial. The transcript has a single exon.
GUGUAUAUGGAGAACAUUGGCUCGGGAAUAAAAUGAUACACCGACUGACAAAUCAGGACCACUACACACUUAGAACUGAGAUGACGGACUGGGAUAAAAACCGUAAAUACGCUGAAUAUAGCACGUUUGUAGUUGAUGAUGAAGAUGAUGGGUACAAAUUACAUAUCGGGGGUUACGAGGGAGACGCCGGUGAUGGAAUGAUUAAACAUAACAAUAAAAAAUUCUCCACUCGAGAUGUUGAUAAUGAUCAAGUUGUGAAAGAAUUUGGUGGAAGUUGCGCAAAGAGAUUCCACGCAGCAUGGUGGUUUUAUAAGUGCUUACAGAGCAAUUUAAAUGGAAAAUAUUAUAGAAAUGGGAAAAUUGACGAUAAAAAAUAUGAUGGUGUAACAUGGAAACCCUGGACUGGCACAAACUAUUCACUUAAACACGUGGAGAUGAAAAUAAGACCGAAUUUAGAGCGCAAAGUUACAUAA